This is a messenger RNA of Calidris pugnax (ruff), 8058 nucleotides long. It is a transcript of the gene BLTP3A, whose product is annotated as UHRF1 binding protein 1. NCBI's taxonomy places the organism in Eukaryota, Metazoa, Chordata, Aves, Charadriiformes, Scolopacidae. Bases 1 to 4443 code for a protein of 1480 amino acids. The transcript has 21 exons. The record is from RefSeq and is a predicted model, not a curated record. Gene Ontology annotation, molecular function: histone deacetylase binding.
AUGUGUGGAAUAAGCCCUGGGUUCGGUCGUGGAGUAUCUCCUUUCCUGUCUCGUAGGUUUACAAAGAAUCUCUCUCCAGACAAAAUCAACCUGAGCACACUGAAAGGGCAGGGGCAGUUGACCAACUUGGAGCUGGAUGAAGAGGUGCUGCAGAAUGUGCUGGAGCUGCCCACCUGGCUCGCCAUCACCCGGGUCUACUGUAACAAGGCAUCCAUCAGGAUCCAGUGGACAAAGCUGAAAACACACCCAAUCUGCCUGUACCUGGAUAAGGUGGAGGUGGAGAUGCGAACAUGUGAAGAGCCUCGGCCACCCAACGGACAGUCUCCCAUUGCUCUUGCUGCAGGUCAAAGUGAAUAUGGCUUUGCUGAGAAGGUCGUGGAGGGGAUGUUUAUUGUUGUCAACUCCAUCACCAUCAAGAUUCACUCCAAGGCCUUUCAUGCUUCUUUCGAGCUAUGGCAGCUCCAAGGCUACAGCGUCAACCCAAACUGGCAACAGAGCGACUUGCGGCUCACCCGCAUCACUGACCCACAGAGGGGAGAGGUUUUGACAUUCAAAGAGCUCACUUGGCAGACACUUCGGAUAGAAGCGGAUGCCACUGACAAUGGCGAUCAGGAUCCUAUCACUACUCCUCUGAGACUCAUUACCAACCAGGGGAGGAUCCAGAUCUCUCUCAAGAGAAGGACCAAAGAUUGCAAUGUGGUGGCAUCUAAGCUGAUGUUUCUCCUUGAUGACCUGCUCUGGGUGCUGACAGACUCUCAGCUGAAAGCAAUGAUGAAAUACGCAGAGUCUCUGAGUGAAGCCAUGGAGAAGUCUGCCCAGCAGAGGAAGAGCUUGGCACCGGAGUCUGUACAGAUCACACCACCUGCUCCAAGUACCCAGCAGUCCUGGUCUCAGCCAUUUGGAGCCAGCCUGAAUGCAAGCAGUAUCAGUCAAUACUUUGAUAAGCACGACAUGAAAGAGUCGUCGUACCACCUCCUCAUCUCACGCUUGGACCUGCAUAUCUGUGAUGACAGCCACACUCGAGAGUCAGGCACUUUGAAGCACGGGAUGCUGGGAGGUGCCAUACAGCUCACCUUCAGGAGGAUGGCUUUUGACUAUUAUCCUUUCCACAGGGCAGGAGAUGCCUGCAAGCAUUGGGUGCGGUACAGUGAAGCGAUGGAAACACGGGGACAGUGGGCAAAGAAGUUGGUCAGUGAAUUUCAAAGCAAGAUGGAGAAGCUUUAUGAAGAAACAGACCCUGCAUUUGCCAGGACUCCACUUUCCCCCUUCAAAAGGAAACCAGACGCUUCGUUGAGUCCUCAGAAGAGUCCCUUAGAGAAGGGCCGUGUACCUCCCACCAGUUUGCCGCGGCUCCGGCACCCUCCCUGGAACCGGCUUCGCUCCAGCUGUGUGGUAGUUCGAGUGGAUGACUUGGAUGUUCACCAGGUUUCUACAGCUGGUCAACAAAGUAAGAAGCCUUCCACCUUGCUUUCAUGUAGUAGAAAAUUCUUCAAACUUCCUGAGCAGGUCUCUGCAAUCCAUAUUGAGUUCACAGAGUAUUACUUCCCAGACAAUCAGGACUUUCCAGUUCCGUGCCCAAACCUGUAUGUACAGCUGAAUGGCCUGAUGCUUACCCUGGAUACAGCGAGUGUGCUCUGGAUAAACCUCUUCUGUCUGGAUCUUUAUCGCAGCUUGGAGCAGUUCAAAGCCAUCUAUAAGCUGGAGGACUCAGGCAAGCAUGAUGAGCACGUUGAUGUUCGACUGGAUGGCUUCCGGCUGAAGCUUAACAUCCCCGUGGAGAAGAAAGUCACUGACCAUCAAGAUCGUCCACAGACGCUCUGCAUUUGCACAUCAGAGAUGACAGCCACCAACACCCGCCACGCUCCGUUCUGCACCUGCCAGGACCUCCAGAGCCUCUUCCGUAAAUUUGCCAGUUCAGAAUUCUUCCACUCCAGCUACACUAAGUUCCCAAGGUCUCAGGACAAUUUCAGUCUCCUCCACACCCUUUUCUUGCGCCAUGCCUAUAAGGUAGAUGAUAAGCCUCAGAAGCAUCCAGGCUUUCCCCAGCUGCUACAUAAAACCUCUGCCUCUGAAGAUCUGUGGUCAAUGAAUUUCACUGAGCUUUCCCUGGACUUUGAGGGGGCUGAAAGCUCCAAGGGCAGAGCCCUUAGCUUUAUUGACCCUUUUCCCCUUUCCAUUUGGGCCUGCCUUCCCAAGAGAUGGGGGCAAGCUCAGAUAUCUAAACGACAGGCAUUGGCUGCCUCAGAGUUGAAAAUCAAGCCUUCUGCCAGCUUUAGCAAUCACUCCAAGAAUGAGAACCUUUCCAGAGAACAUGGGGUUUGUCAAAGAUCGAAGACAGACCAGGAUCUGAAGAACAUCUCCAAGGUCCCAGAGACAAUGGAUGUCCUGGGAGAAUCUGACUGUGAAGUUGAUGAUGGAGUAGAUGAGAAGGAGCUGGAAGCCUCUGCAGAUAUCCAUGUGCUUGUGUCCUCAUCUGUUCAUGUCAAAGUUCGUCUCAACCACUACCAAUACUUGGUGCUGCUCAGGAUGAAAGAAGUUCUGCAAACACUACAGGAGCAGUUGGCCCAAGACACCCAGGAGGUGACUGGGUCUCCUUUAGAUUCUCUGUCAGCUUGUGUAGGGGUUGUGUUCCAUAGUGCUGAAGUGGCCCUACUCAUGAACCCUGCUCCAGGGGUCUUGGAGCCCAGAUCCCUUGACUCGGACACAACGAGCCUGAUCGAGUCCGAGCUCUCGCCUUCAGACAGCAAGGAGGGACUGGUGGCUGAAGAGAAGGAGCUGAAAUCAGAGAGCAGUUCGGAGAAGGGGGUGGGCAGUACCUCAGAGGUCCCAGAGGGCAGUGGCAUUGAAACUACAGGUACCAGUGUAACCAGUGCACCACUGGAGAGACUCCCAAGAUCCGCAAGCGAUGGAGCUCUGAGUACAGCUCCACAUAGUAAGAGCAUAGAGGAGAAAGGUUUGAUAGAGGAAGCACAUGAAGCUGAGGAAGCACAUGAAGCUGUGGAAGCCCUGGUUGCAGAAAGACCAGCGGAGACCAGCAGCCAUCCUCAGAGCCCUCCCGCUCUCCCUGCUAGCCCGACCUCAGACAAACAGCCCUUGGAGAGGGGAAACAUCACUCUCAAUGGCCAGGCAGAACUCAUCCCUUUGAAGAACAUAGAGGUGGAAUUGUCUAGUGCACUGCAUAUCACAAAGGAUGCCACCAAGGAAGCUCUGCAUGUGACUAUGGACCUCACCAAAGAAGCCAUGUCUAUAACAAAAGACGCUCUGAGCCUGAGCCGGGAGAAGAUGACCUCCACCAUGCAGAAGAUGCUCUCUCUCCCCCCAGCCAAGGAUUCCAUGCCCAAAGCAGAAGAGGGAGCAGUGACUCCAGGUGGGGGUGGCAGCGGCCGCAUGCGUUUCUUCUCCAUGAAGAGGACAUUGUCCCAGCACUCCUUCGACACCACGUCUGUGGACGGGAGCGGCCCCGAGGACGGGCUGUCUGUGGACAGCGACGGCAGCGACGGCUUCGUGAUGCUCACAGACUCUGAACCCAGCCUGGACCCUCUUCCCUCAGGGCAUCUUCCUCAGGUCCACAAUGACACAGGCAGUAGAGGAAGCCUGAUGGCAGAGGACGAGGGUGGAGCAUCUCCUGAAAUAAACAGCUCCACUUCACAGAGUGAAGACCCCAGCCUUCAGCUGGUGUCUGUCCUGGUGUUGAAGAUGAAUGAGGUGAACUGUGGAAUAGAGGCACGAGGCGAUGAUUUGUCUGUUGCUUUACAAGUAAUGAACGUGGUUCCAGAGCAACUGAACAACGUUGGGAUGUGGCAGUAUUUGCGUGGUUAUCUGGCUCUAGGAGAUCCAGAUGUCGAGAAGCCUUCAGUCCCUGAAGUUAGUAAGACCCAGCCAGAAGUGUGUUUGCGUCUUGAAGUGGGCCCUGGCGCUGCCGUGCGUUCACCCCUCGCUGUUCAGAACGGCUUCCUGCAUAUGCUGGUCCACAGUUACACAGCUGAGCUCUUCAUGUCCUUCCUUACCAACCUUGGCCCCUUUCUUGAGGAUGAAAUAAUCCCAGAGGUGAUCCCCAUGGAGAUAGAAGUUGUGGAUGCCAAAAUCACGUUGAAGGAUGACAGCCCCCGGGUAUACCCCACCUCCCCUGGCCCUGUUCCUAUCACCUUGGCAGUAGAUCACGUCAUUGUGAAGCGCAGAGAUGAUGGAGUGUUCUAUGUAACAGCUCCACAAGGGGAGGGCCCACCAAAACAGGAAAAACCUGUGUCAGUUCUGCAGGAGCAGAAGGCCCCAGCGGAGGGUGUCUCGGCCCCGGCAGCGGGAACACGUGGACUGCAGUUAAAGGAAGUGCCAGAGUUGCAAAGGGAGCUUCAGACCAUGAAAAUAGCCCUUGCGGAAGCCAACAUGGACAAGGCUCGCCUCCUGCAGGAAAUUAGGAAAUACAAUCCCCUCUUCCAGCUUUGACAGAAGGCGCGGGCUGCAGGUGCUCAGGAGGAGUGACCACCACCAGCACUACGGCGGCUUGUUCCAUGGUAUCGCUGCUCCACGGGCCACCCUCCUGGAGACCGAUCGCCUCGGAGAAUGGGAACCAACGGUGAUGGCAAAAAUGAACUUAAAAGAGGGAGAAAGGAAGGAAGGAAGGCCUGGCUGAGCGUGAGGGAAGGAACAAGGAGGAGUUACCUGUUUGCAGUCACUUUUCUCUGCCCUGGCAGUACGGUGCUGCCCCUGUCACUGAACCAGGGCACUGGUCAGCCUGCGAACAAAAAGUCAGAUGUUGGGAGGAUGCUCCAUGUCUCUUCACCCAUGACAGUGGGCUUUCAGCCUUCAGCUUUCGUGGCAACACCUAGAGAUAGUUUCUGCCUUCCUCGUUGUGUUCUUGCCCUAUCACACACGUCAACACAGCGAGGAGCGUAGUUGCUUCACCACAUCAAGGAGUGACAGAGUGGGUAUGGCAGAAAACGUUGCUCAGAGCUCUGAUGUGAAAGCCUGUGUCAGGGCGUGUAUGGGAGAUGCAGAAGGGAUUUCCCUCUGUGGAGGAAGGGACUACAGCUCAGUAUUCACUCAAAAGCAGCGUCAGAUUAGUAAAGAAAUUCCUUCAGCUUCUUUUUUCACCAGUGAUUUGUUGUGUCAAGACAGAAUCGGUAGUAAAUUAGCCUGGUUCAUUCUCACUUAAUCCCACAAUCUUUGGCUUUAUUGAUGUAGAAACACAAAGGAAUUAAUUUAUUUUAUUACAAAGCACUGGUUAAGCUUUCUUUAAUUUUACUGUCGAAGAACAGGGAUGAAGGAAGUCAAUUAAGUCAUCGAAUGAGGUGACCUGUGUGUUUUCUUUGGGAUGCUCACUGUCCUGACACCAUUGUAUCCCAGAGUUUCACAGCUGAGAGAGCAGUUCUGGCUGCACAAGGGAAUCGCUGUCUGUGUUCCUGCACACUCGUGUAUUUUUAUUAGCACUGAGCUCUCACCUGGUCUUAAAUGUCUUUUAAUGGGGAUAUUGGUGUGUGGAUCAGAGGCUUUCACUACGGACUGCUCGUUAUGGGCUGGAGAUGAGGAGCAGCAGUUGGGUUGAGCGAGGUUUGUAUUCCUGCCUCUUCUGGAGCUGCUUCCCUGAAGAGGAAGAAGUGUCUCUGGUUGGUGAUUGACUUAACUUAUAAAGAAAUAGCCUCUAGAAGUGUGGAGGGGAAGAAAGAAGGGAGAAGCUGUUGCAGAGAACUUGCUCUCUGGAUACAGAGGGUUGUGACUUCCAGCCCCCUCCCGUUACACACAGCGUCUUUACUGUGUGCUGAGUUUGCUGGAGUUUGUCUUAUUUCAAACUUUGAUUUGGAUUUUUCCAGAUGCCUUUUGUGUUCAUGUAAAUGUACCAUUUCUGAUGCACAGGCUUUUUAGUGCAUGUGAGACAGGUAGCAGUGGCCACACACUAUGUGCUAGGGAAAGUGACAGAUUAUACGAUUCUCCUUUAUUAAUUGGAUAAUAAUUUGUCUAUAGUGGUUAGGUCACCCUUAUUGUGUGUUUUGGCUGAACACACUCCCUAAAACUUGAAUGGAUUUUUCUGUUUUUUAAUAUGUAAGCAUUACUCCACUGAAAUUAGUGUAGCUAAAGUAAUACAAGAGAUUAAUCAUGUUCACUCUGCAAGGAGCGGCCUCGGAUUUCCAAGCCACGAUGAGCUGAGGCCUGGAAACUGCACAAAAGCAAGGAGUUAGGUUUGGUUUUUCUGCUGUGCUUUUGGAUACUCAUCCCUUUGCCCAGCUCUGGAGCUGUUGAAGGCUUCCCUUAGCGGGCACUCCUGAGAUCAUCUGAGCUUUUCUUUAGUGCCAGGGGAAAUGGGGACGUAUUCGCGGUGCUGGGCUGGAUGCAGAGACUCUGCUGUCUGUGGUUUGCGCAGAGCCAAGAGCAAAUUCCUUGUGGUUGGUAGCUUUCACUUUGAAAAACAGAGGGUAUGUCAGAGAGGGACGGUGAUUAAAACAACUGUCACUCUUCAGAUCAUCAUCUUAAUUCCGUGUGUGACUCCAUUAGACUGAAGGGAGCUCCAAAUAACGUUUGUUGGAAUGAGUCCAGGGUUGAGCAGACAGCGUGGGGCAGGCAGUGCUGCCCCAGUCCAGUAUUUCUGCCAAGAUCUGACUGACCAGUGCCUACAGCCAGACGUGACAGGGGCAGCCAGAGCCUGACCUUCCUUCUGGAAGCAGGGUGCCACGAGGGAAACCAAACGGAGGGGUGCUCCUUUGGCAGCACCACGGGAGCUGAGCUGUGGGAGGCUUCACCUCAGUUCCCCGGGUCAGCUCAGAUGUUGGGGUGCUGUGGCUCAGCACCCACUUACCUGGGCUGGCUUUGAUGUUGGGGUGCUGUGGCUUCUGCCUGUUGUUUUCCCCCCGCCAUGGGAGAGGCUCCCUCCUCCUCCUCGUUCCUGUCCAACAGCCGGGCUCCUUCCUCUGGAGCACGUUCUGUGACCCAGCCUCUGCCGGGAGAUCCCUGGUGCUGCCUGUGAUGGAAGAUGUUACCGGGGCAGCCCGUCAGGCCUCUUCUCGAGAGGAAAAUGCACUUUAACUUUUUAAGCGUCAGCGGGCAUUUCCUUCACCAAUGCUGCCUCCUGCACAGAGUAACCCCGAGGUAACAGCAGGGGUUCUGCAAUGGGAUUAUCUUCCGUAGUGACCCAGAGUUUUGCUGUGAGCAGUUCUUGUAGCAGCAGAGAAAGGAGGUGAUGAAGCAUCUGUGUAUCUAGAGCUGCUGUGAAACAAAUCCUCUGCCAAGAGCUCACUGUAAGUACCAUUAACAACUGCACAAAGCCCCCACAAAUUCCAACUUUUAGUCAAACCUUCCCGCUUCUGCGCUUGCUCCCUCUUCUGGUGUUGAAGCAAGAAAUAGAAGAAUGCUUGCCUUAGGUGGAAUGCAAUGGUAUUCUUACUUUUUUAAUUCACUAAUUGCUUGAAAAUGGGAGGUUUCUUUCUUCUCUCUCAUGUUUUCAUGAUUUUUUUUUUUGUUUGACUAGGUGUCCAGCUUCAGAAAUGAGUAGGGUGUGAAGGGUUUUCUUGGAGGUGGUGCCUGUUUGCCGUGUCCCUCAGCUCCUGCCCGCUCCCUCCCACGAGGGCAGAGGCAGCAGAGCUGGGACCAGGCCGUUUACAGCAAAUUUCUUGCUCCAGCAACUCACGUUAAAUGGUUUUGCUUAAAAGUGAAAGGAUUUCCAUUGUUUUGUUUCCAAAUACCAGUAAAAAGUACUGUAAAACAAAAUCCAUCUCCUCUCUACGAGGUGUAUGUGUGGGAGGGCAAAAACUCCGCUGUCUCCACUAACGAUGAUUAGCAAAGUUUACUUUGUAGAGCCUUUUAUUUAAGGACUCUGUGUUAUAACGAGAGCCAACUUCAGUCCUUUGUGUAACUCCAACGCAGUUACCCCGGGAAGAGCACGUGGCCUCAGCAUCUCUUACAUUUCAGGCGUGCUCUGGGGGCCUCCUGUACCCCCAGGUGGGUGAUGUGCAAGUCUCAACUUGAAUUUGAGUUUUGGGCAGUAUUGGAACUUGGUUGCAGUAUAUUUCCACUCAUGCAUUUAUUGGUUCUAUGAACCAUGAAAAGAAAUUAAACUUGUUAACCUCCUUA